Messenger RNA from Theobroma cacao (cacao), 1104 nucleotides. RefSeq names its product dihydroceramide fatty acyl 2-hydroxylase FAH1-like. Gene Ontology annotation, biological process: lipid biosynthetic process; fatty acid metabolic process. Gene Ontology annotation, cellular component: membrane; endoplasmic reticulum. Gene Ontology annotation, molecular function: fatty acid 2-hydroxylase activity; iron ion binding. The record is from RefSeq and is a predicted model, not a curated record. NCBI's taxonomy places the organism in Eukaryota, Viridiplantae, Streptophyta, Magnoliopsida, Malvales, Malvaceae.
UUUUCCCUUUUUAUUCCAGUCUCCUCUUUGGUUCACUGCUCCAAAACAAAACCAAAAAAACCACAGCAGAAAGCUCCAAAAAACCACCUUAACACUGUUGCUCUUGUCCCUGUGGUGCUCUUUUUCAUUGAGAAGCUUCGUGGGUUUGGCUUAGAUCCAACCCACAUUGUCUUGGUUGCCAAGAUGGUUGCACAGGAAUUCACUGUUGAUUUGAAUAAACCACUUGUCUUCCAGGUUGGUCACCUUGGAGAAACUUAUCAGGAGUGGGUUCACCAGCCUAUUGUAAGCAAGGAAGGUCCUCGAUUUUUUGAGAGUGACUUUUGGGAGUUCUUGACCCGCACAGUCUGGUGGGCAAUUCCAGCCAUAUGGCUGCCAGUUGUAUGCUGGUGCAUCUCAAUGUCUAUACGUAUGGGGCAUCCACUUCCCCAAAUAGCUUUAAUGGUCGGUUUUGGUAUUUUUGUGUGGACAUUUCUGGAAUACACUUUGCACCGUUUCCUUUUCCACAUUGAAACAAAGAGUUACUGGGGAAACACUGUUCAUUAUCUUCUUCAUGGCUGCCACCAUAAGCACCCUAUGGAUGGCCUACGGCUUGUUUUCCCUCCUGCUGCAACUGCUGUACUAUGCAUACCAUUUUGGAACCUGGUUAAGCUUUUAGCCACUCCCUCUACUACUCCUGCUUUAUUCGGAGGUGGUUUGCUUGGGUAUGUAAUGUAUGAUGUCACCCAUUACUACCUGCACCAUGGUCAGCCCACCAAACAUGUUGCUAAAAGCCUUAAGAAAUAUCACUUGAACCAUCACUUCAGGAUUCAAAAUAAGGGCUUUGGGAUCACUUCAGCGUUUUGGGACAGAGUUUUCCGAACCCUUCCUUAAACGAAAGCAGCUGAGAAGACUAGAUAAUUUAGUUGCCAACCCAUCAGGCCCAGCGUUUAAACAUUCUUUCUUGUGCUUCUAUUUGUUUUGUAGUAUGUGCCGCUAGAUGAAGUAUUGUGGGGUUAGCAUCUAAUGGAUGGUCUCCUAUCUAUACCUUGAGUUGUUUGUGUAAAUGAAUUAUGUUCCCAUUGUUUAUUUGGUUAUGGAGCUUCCAAAAAAAGUUCUUCAUUUCUA